Anopheles maculipalpis is the source of this 1302-nucleotide messenger RNA. RefSeq names its product leucine-rich repeat transmembrane neuronal protein 1-like. The transcript is spliced from 2 exons. Gene Ontology annotation, molecular function: protein binding. The coding region runs from base 1 to 1302 and encodes 433 amino acids. Lineage: Eukaryota; Metazoa; Arthropoda; Insecta; Diptera; Culicidae. The record is from RefSeq and is a predicted model, not a curated record.
AUGAUUCUCCAGCGCAACGGGUUCCGGUUACUUAACGGCAUGGAAUUUGGCACAGUACUGAACGAUAUGGAAAAGGCGAACGCAGUAACUCACCAGUUUCGCUUGCUUUUGCUGCUCUUUAACGCACCACGUGUCAGUGCAGUUAGAAUGCGUUGUGUGGGAUACUCGUGUACCAUCACGGAUGUAAGAACUGUCGAAGAACUCUUCGUGAUGCAUUACAUACCGGCAAAAAUUCGCUUUACUACGAUGGAAAACGUACAGAUCAAACAUCUCCACACAUCCUGCAUCGAUCAGGUGCAAAGUAAAUUUCGUAGUAUUCAUAUACAUAAAUCUAACACACUGUCCGUAUUGACCGUUUCGGCAGCGGCAUCAUGGUUAAGUCUGACAUUCAGGUAUACCGGUCUAAAGGACAUCAUUUUUGAAAAACACUGCAAACUGGAAACUUUAACCGUUGCGUACAGCAGGCUGGUGACAAUACCGGCCACCAUUUACCGAGGAACGGCACUGACAUCCAUCGAAAUGACCCAUUCCGCUAUCCAAACGGUUGAAAUGGCGCUGUUUUGUAAUUUAUCGCGCCUGAAAAAGUUGAACCUCAGUGCAAACAAAGUACGCACCGUGGUGAAUAGUGGUUCGAGAACAUGUACAGUGUACGAUUCCCUGGAAGAAUGGAAUAUGUCUCAGAAUUUGUUAAAAACCAUAAGCAUGACUCUGUUUAGACCAUACAGGAUGCUUCGUGUGUUGCAUCUAAAGAAAAACUUAAUACGACUAUUCGCCGGAAGCUUUGCGUCCGAUAUGCUACAGAGCCUAGAUAUUUCCGAUAAUAAGUUGAAAGUGUUUUCACUAUGUCAGUGGAGGAUUCCGUUUCUUACCGCGCUUUCGCUAAACGACAACCAACUGUCAAAGCUUCCUUUCUGCUUAGAUAAUCUUAAAACCCUAGCAAAGCUGGAAAUGGAUGACAAUCAGCUGGAAGAUAUCGACUUUAUUGAUAUGGCUUGGAUGGAUAACUUGGAGAAUCUUAAUCUGUCUGGUAACAAGCUUCGUUCUCUAACACUUAACAGUUCUGACUUUCCAAUGAAGUUGAAAAAAUUGUGCAUUGAUGGUAACAAUAUAACAAAGCUUCAGCUACUUGUCGUACCGGGAGUUGCGUUGGCGGUGAAUGCACAAAAUAAUCAGAUUACCGAUUUCGACAAAAAUGCAACAUCACCAAAAAUCAGUGAGCUUGAAAUGAAAGGUAAUCCGAUGGAUUGCUCGUGGAAGAAUUUGGAAAGCCGGAUGAAUAGUGAGUGUUACCGGGACACGUAG